This is a messenger RNA of Camelina sativa (false flax), 486 nucleotides long. Lineage: Eukaryota; Viridiplantae; Streptophyta; Magnoliopsida; Brassicales; Brassicaceae. The record is from RefSeq and is a predicted model, not a curated record.
GACCAGGUACAAGAUGACCUAAAGCGUGCAACUGGAGAAUUCACUAAGGACGAGAACGAUGCUAACAAACUCAACCGCAUUCUUCAACUCACAGGAUUCAGUGAUCCAGUCUAUGCUGAAGCAUAUGUGACAGUACACCAUUAUGACAUUGCACUUGAAGUUACUGUUCUCAACCGGACAAAGGAAACCCUUCAAAAUCUGUGCUUGGAGUUAGCAACCAUGGGUGAUCUGAAACUUGUUGAGCGUCCUCAGAACUAUAGUUUGGCACCUGAAACAAGCAUGCAGAUAAAAGCAAACAUCAAGGUCUCGUCCACAGAGACCGGAGUCAUAUUCGGGAACAUCGUCUAUGAGACAUCAAAUGUAAUGGAGCGAAACGUCGUGGUUCUUAACGAUAUACACAUUGAUAUCAUGGACUAUAUCUCCCCUGCUGUUUGCUCAGAGGUUGCUUUCAGAACCAUGUGGGCAGAGUUUGAAUGGGAAAACAAG